Molecule: messenger RNA, 1771 nt
Organism: Anopheles aquasalis
Lineage: Eukaryota; Metazoa; Arthropoda; Insecta; Diptera; Culicidae
Product: G patch domain-containing protein 4
Cellular component (GO): nucleolus
Molecular function (GO): nucleic acid binding
Source: RefSeq, a predicted model, not a curated record
UGUCUUUUUCUCGCGUGAAAAACACGCGUUUCGUUGCAGGAUGGAUUUCGCCAAAAAUAUCCUGCAAAAAUACGGCUGGAAGGAAGGAGAUGGGUUGGGGAAGAAUACGGACGGAAUCGUGGCACCGAUCAAAGCCAGCCUCAAGUUCAACACGGCUGGUCUAGGGCAGGAUCCGGCCAAGGAUCUCACCAACAACUGGUGGGAACGGGUGUACAAUGAUGCCGCAGGGAAUAUUGCGGUAGAGAAUGGAGGUGUGUCCGCAGGUGUACAGCAAGAACCGGUACGGUUAAGGCAGGUGGAGACGGAUGCAGUAGAAAUUUCAACUGCCGGCUUCUCUGUCCGAAAACUGAAGAAAAAGAGUGCGCAGGCUGGCGACGGUCAAUCGCGGUAUGGCACCAGCUUUUUACGAGCUUCCGUACUGAUGGGAGGCACGGGCAAGGAGGAAACGGUUGCAAAUCACACCAGCACGGAGGACAUUGAGUACGCGCCGGUUAAAAUGUUAACCGACGAAGAAUUGUUCGCCGCCUGUGGUGGCAGAACGGCCCACAAGGGUGCACGUCAUGGGUUGAAGCUGAGCGGAAAACUGGCACGGAUAGACGAGCAGAACAGCAAGCUGCUCAAGGAGUUGGAAAGCAAUUCUUUUGAAUCUGUGAUCAAAGCGAACGACUGGCAGGUGCAACUGUCGCGGAACGGACGCAAAAAGUCUAAAAAACAGAAGCGAAAUGAACAGCGAUGGAUUGAGCAUGGCGGCGGUGCUAAGGGAGCAAUGGAGCAUAAUAAUGAUGAUGAUGAUGAGGUGAAGGAUAUGGUGCAUCAUGCGGAUUAUGUGGUAGCUAAAAACCGGAAAAAACGGAAAGCACAUGAGCGCACGGAACAGGAGCUAGCCGAUGAAAUGGUUUCCAUGUUCGCCGAACUACCCGAGGAAAAUGGAUUGGAGGAAGAGGAGGCAGCAGCUCCACCGAAAUCAGAGUCCAAAAAGAAAUCGAAACAAUCUCAACGCAAACAACCGUGCGCUGAUGGAGAGAUCGAUCUGCUGAGUGACAAAAUCCGGCAGCUAGACCAUAGCUCGGUUACGAUUAAAAAACGUGAACGCAAGAAGAAAGCAAAACGGAAAACAGCAACUUGUGAACAGCAGGAUGACGGAGACAUAGCAAUUGGGUCACCGGAUCCGGCGGCAAAAUAUCGGAAGGACUAUCGGCGCGAUGCCAAGCAAACAAAUCGUUUGCUGAAAGCGGUAGUGCCACAUGAAGUGCCGGAAACUCCUGCAAAGACCAGCAAACCGAAACGCUUACUGCACUCUGACUCCAGCGAUGGAUCAGACGAGGAGGAUGUAGUGAGUCGCGUGAAUGAGGAACAGAAUCGGUAUUGGAAAAAGAUGCGUGCCAACGUACCGAAGAUAAAGAUUAUCGAACCAACGGAAGAUGAUUGUCUAGCACUUGGCCAGGAACUGAAGGAGCGCCACAAGAACGAAGUGAAACGGGUCGCGAAUCGCUCGUCAAGCGGCAAACGGAAGAAGUCGAAGCGUAGGGAGCGCUGUGUGGCGCAGCUGGCCGACAGCCUAUCGAAAAAGCUGUAAAAUACUAUGGAAAGCAAUAUUGUCUAGCAUACACCAAUUUGGAGCAUUUUUCUACGUUCUUUAGGCGAAGUUUAAUCGUAGGGGGGAAGCGCUGCACGAUGAUUCAGUUCAGUGCAGUGUAAUGAGCCGUUGAAACCGUUUAUCGUUGGCGGUUGUGGAAAAUCAAUAAUGUUUUGGAAUAAACCAUGAAUUAUA